GUUCAUAACAAUAGUAUGAAUUAGUGCAUGUUUGGUGUAAGAAGUACAUGUGAAAGGAAUAGAUUUGUUGACUUCGUCAAUGGCAGAUGAGGAUAGCGAAACGUCGGACGAGAGUUUGGACGCGGGAAGCGAAAAAUUCGAUCCGUUGAAAGCAUUGUACUCGCCGAAAAUGCGGUUGGCAUCCUCCGCGCCGAUCUAUGACAAUGUUUCGAAAUUCGAGUCCGUUCUGAAGGGUAUCAUCACAUCGACGAAAAGUAAUAAAUCGGCCGUGCCGGAAUCCUCGAGGCGGAGAUUUGUAUCGCAUCAAGAACCAGUGACUAGAGAAAAGCGAGAACAGAAGAAUGUACUCUCGAAAAUGCAAAGAAUGCUCGGCCCGUUAGGAAUGCUUCACGGAUGUAUGGAAGAUAAAAUUCGGAUUAGGGUCUACACCAGGAACGCGCACGGCAUAAGGGGACACGUGGAGGCAUACGUGGCCGCCUUCGACAAGUACUGGAACCUCGCGCUCGAGGACUGCUUCGAGGUCUGGUCCCGCAAAGUCAAGAGGAAAGCGCCCGCUCUCGGUGCUGAUGCAGUCAAAGUAGAGCCGACAGGAAACGACAUCCCUAGGGCGGUAGUGAAGAAGAUCGAGGGAAAGACUGAGACCUUGGAGAGACACGUGCCGCAAAUGUUACUGAGGGGAGAACAAGUCGCAAUAAUCGUCAAAAUCAAUUGAUGACUGCGUUACCCUCUUAAGGGCCGAUCUUAAACACAUGCCACGUGUAUUCAAUUACGCAAUCAAUUUUAUAAAAUGUUUUCCCGUUAUUCGCUAUUUAUUCAUUUUUAUGUAACGAUGCAAUUUUAUACGCAAUUGUAUUAUGUAAUACAGUAAUAAAUAUUUUUUGUAACAUCUGCA
Solenopsis invicta (red fire ant) is the source of this 892-nucleotide messenger RNA. RefSeq names its product U7 snRNA-associated Sm-like protein LSm11 (gene Lsm11). Gene Ontology annotation, biological process: mRNA 3'-end processing by stem-loop binding and cleavage. Lineage: Eukaryota; Metazoa; Arthropoda; Insecta; Hymenoptera; Formicidae. The record is from RefSeq and is a predicted model, not a curated record. Bases 80 to 712 code for a protein of 210 amino acids. Gene Ontology annotation, cellular component: U7 snRNP. The transcript has 5 exons. Gene Ontology annotation, molecular function: U7 snRNA binding.